AAAAUAAUGUGGAUUUCAUGUUUAAUUUGAAAAGGACUUUUAUUAUACAGCUUUUUAUGUGUGUCCUCUGUAACCCAGUAAUCAUCUUCUACUGCCUCAACACUCAUAACAUGUAACUGUCCUCAAAUGAACCCCUCUUUCACCCACGCUGCUCUAGCAAUGAUGUUACACUGCCCCAACACCCAAUUACAGUACAUCUUCCCCAGCUUUGAAUUAAAGGAGAAGGAACGUUGUUUAGCACUUGGGGGUGCCAAAUGCUUUUUCUUUCUUUUCGUGGCUGAGCAUUAGAGUAAAAAGCCAAAGACAGGAGAAGACGGAAGAGGAUUGGUGGUGCUCACUGGAAUAAGGUAAAUAAAUAGCACUUGGGGUGCCUAACAUUUGACUUUCCUUCUCCUUUAAUUCCCCCCUCUGCUCCAGCAAUGAUCUUUUAUUCCCUCAACCCCCAUAACACCUUUACUGGCCUCCAAUGAAUCCUCAACUCAACCCUCCAGUAAUAUUCUUCUAUUGUCCCAAACUGCCAUAACUUAUUCACCAACCUUAGGUUGACCCUUAAAUUUUACUCUCUGCUCCAGCAAUAAUCUUCUACUACCACAACCUCCAUAUCAUAUUCAUUGGCCUCAUUUUACUUCCUUUCAUUCUGUCCUUUUGCGUGGCAGUCAGUCUUUCCCACUCUAUUUCUCUACUGUUCUGAGCAGUUCUGCAUUUUUGGAGGAAGUUGUUAGUGUUAAGUAACUUUGCGUUAUUUUGGUAUGUCACUUGCUCGCUAGCACUGCUAGCUCUCCGCUUGGGUGCCCAUCCCCAGCAAUGUGAUGUUCCUGUCCUACACUCUGUGGCACCAGCGUUAGUUCUGAAUUGAUAUUGGUGGGGUUUGGCUAGGCCAUUGUGGAAGGUUCUGCAGCACAGAAGGUUCAGGAUACAAGAGUGAGGUGCCAAACAGCACAGAUCACUACACAAUUAUUCAGCAUCUGGCUCUGUACUGUGAUCCCCAGAAUGGGCUGCAUCAAGUCAAAGGAUUCAAAUACGACUGGCAAAAGUCUGGGACCUCCGGAAAGCACCCAAACCCAUUAUGUGAAGGACCCAACAUCUACAGUAACUAUGACUAAACCUGAAAGAUCAUCUAAGCACCCCAGAGAGGAAGGGCAAGAAGAAGUGGUCCUGCUGGCUUUGUAUGACUAUGAUGGAGUCCACCCUGGGGAUCUGACUUUUAGGAAAGGGGACCAUCUCCUGCUAAAGAAAGAGUCAGGGGAGUGGUGGGAAGCAUGUCUAAUUUCCACUGGUGAAGAAGGCUUUGUUCCCAGUAACUAUGUAGCGUAUUUCAAUUCCCUGGAAUCUGAAGAGUGGUACUUUAAAGGCAUGAGCCGGAAGGAAGCUGAAAGGCAGCUGCUAUCUCCUGUUAAUAAAAGUGGGGCUUUCAUGAUCCGAGACAGUGAGACAAUGAAAGGUUGUUUCUCCCUCUCUGUGCGAGACUCAGGGGACACUGUGAAACAUUACAAAAUUCGCACACUCGAUGAUGGAGGUUUCUUCAUUUCUACACGGAUCCCUUUUCCCUCUUUGCCAGAGCUGGUACGCCAUUAUCAAGGUAAAGUGGAUGGCUUGUGUCAGUGCCUUACAAUACCAUGCCAAACUGUGCGUCCAGAGAAACCAUGGGAAAAGGAUGCCUGGGAGAUCCCGCGCGAGUCACUGUCACUGCAGAAGAAGCUUGGAGCUGGACAGUUUGGAGAUGUUUGGUUGGCCAUGUACAAUGGACACACAAAAGUAGCUGUAAAAACCAUGAAGCCAGGCAGCAUGUCCCCUGGUGCCUUCCUUGAAGAGGCAAAUCUGAUGAAGAGCUUGCAGCAUGACCGGCUGGUGCGGUUGCAUGCCGUUGUGACUCAGGGGGAACCAAUAUAUAUCAUUACUGAGUAUAUGCAAAAGGGCAGUUUGCUGGAUUUCCUGAAAAGUCAAGAAGGUAGCGACCAACCUCUGAUUCAACUCAUUGACUUCUCUGCCCAGAUUGCAGAAGGAAUGUGGUUUAUUGAGCAAAGGAAUUAUAUUCACCGUGAUCUGAGGGCAGCAAACUGCCUGGUAUCAGAAACUUUGUUGUGCAAAAUAGCAGACUUUGGGCUGGCCCGAGUGAUAGAGGACAGCGAGUAUACUGCCAGGGAAGGUACCAAAUUUCCCAUCAAGUGGACAUCCCUGGAGGCUGCCAAUUAUGGCUCUUUUACUAUCAAGUCAGAUGUAUGGUCAUUUGGUGUAUUGCUAACUGAAAUAAUAACAUAUGGGAGGACUCCAUAUCCAGGUAUGUCCAACUCGGAGGUAAUUACAGCCCUUGAGCGUGGUUAUCGCAUGCCGUGUCCCAGCACUUGUCCAAAAGAGCUCUACAGCAUCAUGCUCCAGUGUUGGCAGCAGGACCCUGAGCAACGGCCAACGUUUGAAUAUUUACAGAGCAUCCUAGAGGACUUCUUUACUGCCACUGAAACACAGUACCAGGCACAACCCUAAUAUGGACUAUAAACAAAUAGUUCCAGCACUCUCCAAAAAGUAUCGUUUCUGGGGCAAAGGACAUGACACCCCAAUAAGAUAAAGAUAAACCAUUUUUAUCCUAUCUCAGAAGCACUGAUGUUUUUCUCAAAUAAACCGUAGUUUCCCUGGUAGGGCUUUGUUCCAGUGCAAACUUUCUUCACCUCAAGUCGGUAGUCUCUAAGUCAGACCAAGACCUUGAAUCUGCGCAUUAAACAUCUUCCCAGCCCUACACAUAAGUGGACAUUUUGAUGACAUCAUCAGAACAAAUAUGGAGGCUGUAACGAACAAUGCUGAAACAAGUUUAAAACAGAUUAUAAAUAAAAAAAGGGCACUAGAAAUAUAGGGUUUUUAUAAAUAAAAACCCUAACCCUAAAUAACUCAGCAAUUGAGAAGGGGCAUAGAUGUAUACAAUUAAAAGCACUGUAGUUUCUGGGGGGUUUGCUUGACCUUUACAUCAGCUUCAUUAAAGUUUGUUGCAUUAAUGUAGGUACAUUACAAAUGAAUUCCUAAAACUCAAGGUUCUAUACAGCUUAACAGUGAAGAAAACAUAUAAACAGAAAACUGUUUUAAUAAACAUCAUUUCUAUUAGAUUUCAGCCAAUAAUUUAAUGGAGGCACUUUUAAACACAUUUAACUGGUACCUUAAAUGGGCGUUAAUGUUUAUAGUUUUUGAAUUAUUUGCCUUCUUUUGAGCUUUCAAAUGGGGGGUCACUGAUCCCAUCUACAAAACAAA
Xenopus laevis (African clawed frog) is the source of this 3234-nucleotide messenger RNA. It is a transcript of the gene hck.L, whose product is annotated as HCK proto-oncogene, Src family tyrosine kinase L homeolog. Gene Ontology annotation, molecular function: transferase activity; kinase activity; protein kinase activity. The record is from RefSeq and is a predicted model, not a curated record. Bases 991 to 2481 code for a protein of 496 amino acids. Lineage: Eukaryota; Metazoa; Chordata; Amphibia; Anura; Pipidae. Gene Ontology annotation, cellular component: membrane. The transcript has 12 exons.